Messenger RNA from Penicillium longicatenatum, 852 nucleotides. Its product is annotated as alpha/beta hydrolase. The coding region runs from base 1 to 852 and encodes 283 amino acids. The record is from RefSeq and is a predicted model, not a curated record. Lineage: Eukaryota; Fungi; Ascomycota; Eurotiomycetes; Eurotiales; Aspergillaceae. The transcript has 2 exons.
AUGACUGUCGAAUCCGAUACACAGGUGGCCAUCGUCAUAUGUACGGGAUCAUACCACACUCCCGUUUUAUAUCAACCUUUUAUGCAGGCUUUGAUCUCCAACGGAUUUGAGGCUCACUGUCCUCAGAGAUUAACCUGCGAUCUGAGUAAGCUCAACGUCGGAGACGUCCGAAAUCCAGAUUUCGACCGGGGUCCACCUCCAGAGGGAUACCCAACCGACCUGGACGAUGCCGUAGUCGUGAGACAGUUACUGCACAAGCUCAUUGACCAGGAGAACAAAAAUGUCCUCUUGUUUGGUCAUGCUACGGGUGCGGUGGUCGCCACCCAAGCCGCAAUCCCCGAGCUGCAUUACCGAAACCGUCAAUCUCAAAACCAGAAGGGUGGAGUUAUUGGCAUUUUCUAUGUGGGAGGAAUGGUGGUUCCUCUUGGCGAGUCGGUUCACACUUUCUUCCACCCCAAAGAUGGAAGUUGGACCCCCCCGCCAUUUGUGCGAUUCUACAAACAUGGCAAAGAAGGCCUAGCAACCCCAACGGAAAACCAGAAAUACCUUCUUGUUGGAUUGAAUGCCGAAGAGGUUCAGAAAUGGUCAUCAGAAAUGACCGCCUCGCCAGUCAAUACUGGUGUUUUGACAAACGAUAUUUAUUCUACCUUGCCAUGUGGCUAUCUGGUCCUCGACCAUGAUACUUGCUUGCCCCCGGCAUAUCAAGAAAAGAUGAUCUCGAUGCAGAGCCGGCCUGGCAACGAAUUCAGGGUCUACCAUGCGCCGUCGGGCCAAUCGCCACAGCUGACCUGGAUAGAAGGCUUAGUUGGAAAGGUGAUGGAAUUCACGCAGCACAUUCAAAGUCUCCAGUAA